AUGCAUGACAUUGUCAUGGACCACAUUGUCAUGGAGGACAUUGUCAUGGACGACAUUGUCAUGGACAACAUUGUCAUGGACCACAUUGUCAUGGACCACAUUGUCAUGGACCACAUUGUCAUGGACCACAUUGUCAUGGACCACAUUGUCAUGGACCACAUUGUCAUGGACCACAUUGUCAUGGACCACAUUGUCAUGGACCACAUUGUCAUGGACCACAUUGUCAUGGACCACAUUGUCAUGGACCACAUUGUCAUGGACCACAUUGUCAUGGACCACAUUGUCAUGGACCACAUUGUCAUGGACCACAUUGUCAUGGACCACAUUGUCAUGGACCACAUUGUCAUGGACCACAUUGUCAUGGAGGACAUUGUCAUGGAGGACAUUGUCAUGGACCACAUUGUCAUAGACAACUUGACGGAAAAACAAGUAGUUUCACACGAUGUACAUAUCCCAGUAUGGACUACCGACUUGACUGUGCCUACAGCAACGAUCCGUCUUGGCCAAAUUUCCUCCUUCACCGUCUUUGUGUCGCCCGUAGUGCUGGUCAUCGGUCCCGAGGUACGGCAGUUCUCCCUGGUCUGUACCCACAAUCACCCGCACAAUCUCUCCGCAAGAUACGUGUGGUUUAGAGAGGAUGGCCGGGGCUUGUCACCGACUAGGGCUCGUGGCACUAAUGGCAGGACAUUGACAGUCCGUGACGUGCAAGAAAGUGACAUGGGACAGUAUCUCUGCUUGGUUUCAGUGAAUCAGCUCAGAGUCACCAGCAAACCAGCAACUAUUCUCAUCGGGUCUUCGCCGGAUAGCGAGGAAUCUAUGCCUGCUUCCAUUCAGUUAACAGCAGAUACCGCAUCACAUGAUACUGGCCAUGACUCGAGUCACCCGUCAAUGCAACUAGUAUCAGGACCACAUGAUGGGCAUGAUGGUGAUGAUGAGGAGGAUGAUGGUGAUGAUGAUGGUGAUCAUGACGAUGACGGUGAAGAGGAAGAGGAUGCCCUUCUCCAUGAUGAAGAUGAGGAUGAUGAUAAUGAGGAUGAUGAUGAUGGUGGUGAUGAUGGUCAUGACUCGAAUACGCCACCAGUACAAUCACCUGUUCAGCCUAAUACUGGUCAUGACUCGGGUCAGCAGCCACAGAAAGCACAAGGUUUCACAACAACUGCCGGUUCUAGCUCGACUCAGCGACCAACACUAGCCAUCCGGCAUCCCCCUAGUUCCUCAAUUACAAGAGCAUCACAAUCAACACUACCGACAGUGAACACAACUGCGGCAGGUGAUAUCUCCACUCAGCCCAGCAGCUCCAGAAGCAACCCUCUCUUGAUGGCCAACAGCACGGCACGGGCAACACUGGGAACAGCAAUGUCUAGGUCUGCUGUAACAACUCAGCCAGGCGUCAUCCACCCAGUCUCCCCGAACACUGGGUCAAGUAGCCAGCCAUCUACGCAAUCAACGACUGAAGUCGUUAGUCUUGAUAAAGCACAGAACUCGACCAAAGAUGCAGUGGGAGCCAACAAGGGAACGGAGUCAAGUGCUGGUCCUGGGACGGUAGUAAUUGCUGGUGGAGCGAUUGUUGCCUGUCUAACAGUGGGCGUAUUAUUGGUGGCAAAGAAUCGGAACUCGCAAUCUGGCAAAGUGACCGUUCAGUCCAGCAGGGGCACAGUGGAAGACGCUAGAGCCAAAAUGGAAAUGUCAGACAUUGUGCGCAAUAACAACGCCAACAAUGAAUUGGCAGCAUCAACGUCCGCACCGAAUUCAGUAUGUGAAAAUCCACAGCCCACACUGGCCAGUCCUGAUUCCACUGAAAGCCCUGGUAAUGACAUAGCUCUCUCGCCACAAGUAGCAGCUGAUGACCCGGAUGCAUCUGAUUCAGAUGCCACGGAAUCCCCGUAUGAGAAGUUGCCAGAUAUUUGCCUCCCGGAAGAUAUGCCAGGCGCUACCGCUUGUCAGAUACCGCCGGUAGACCACCGGAACAUUUUACCACGACGUGGCUCAGUACCAAUGCCCAAUAGUAAUGCACUCGCACCAGUUGUGCCAGCUAUCUGCACCAACUAUUUGAACAAGAACCAGCCUACCCCUGGACGCAGGCUAUCUGUGGACAAACUACCACCAGUACCCGGCCCACUCUUGUCACCAAGCUCCCAUGGGUCCCACCACCGGAGUUCUAUUGGUGCGGUUUCACCGUAUGCACGCAUCUUUUCCGUUCUAAGUUCGGUGGCAGCAGAAGAGAGCGCUAUAUCCGUGAGCGCUCCAAACUUGAACGAAGAUCCCUACCAGCGAGUUCUCACUCUCUUGCCUGAAAAUGGAAAUGAAGCGUCCCAAGCUCUCAGUCUCUCGGCUUCAACUAUCGGUCCCAUACCCCUGAACAGUCCCGGCUUGAUCGCACACGAAGAUCCCUACCAGAGAGUUAUCACCCUCUUGCCUGAAAAUGGAAAUCAAGCAUCCCAUGCCCUCAGUCCCUCGGCUUCAACUCUCGGUCCCAUAUCUCUGACCACUCCCAACUUUAUCACACAGGAAAAUCCCUACCAGAAAAUCACCCCCAUCCUACUUGGAGCCGAGGACCUGGAGUCCAUUCAUCACAGUACAACAGCAUCAGCACUCGACCCCGGUUCCCUGAGCAGUGGUGACUUUGAUGAAGACGACGAAGACCCUUACCAGCGAAUUUCCACUGUGUUAUCUGAAAUCGGGCGGUUUGUGUCCCAUCGUCCCAGUUUGGCUGCAACAUCACUGGGCACCAUGUCUCUGAACAGUCACAACCUGAACGAAGAUCCCUACCAACGGGUUGCGUGUGUCUCACCUGGAGCUGGCAAUUGCCCACCUCUGCCCACUACUCCACCGGACGACGGCAACAGCAUGCUGCGUAUAUCCUGCGGCGCGGAGACCAGUCCCUACUUGACACCCGCAGAAGUACUUAGUAUAUCUGGUGAUGUGGCCCUCCGGCCGAUUCGUGUGCGCAGGGUCAGCUCCUUCGGCCUAGAGGUCAUGCGCAUGGCGGACACCCGAAGCUUCACUAGAUCAGCAGCCCCAGAGCUCGCCGACUACGACAGUGACGAUGCAGCGAAGAUUCUGAGCAGGUGCUCUCUCCAGCAGGACAGUGAAGACCCGUACGAAGCACCUGUCUCAACGCUUGAAGACCUCAGAUCUAACGCCGAGCAAAAUUUGCCCGGUGUCGAGUCUGGAUAUCGGUCCCACACAGAAACUGACAGUGACCCUGACCAGCUGUGCGGCCCAUGCUACUCAGGCACAGACAACCUUAGCGGUGAGGAAGUGAGAGCUGAAGAUCCUUCCAAGUCCUGCAACGAUAGAGUGCACAGGCCGUGCAACAAGUCUUCGCUUCAGCGCUCUAGUAAAGGUUCAUGCGCAGCCCGGAUCUCCACAUCCUACAAACUGGCCCACUCUGUGCCUGUGUUGAAGUGUGAAUACUUGUCGCAUCAGGAAUCCUGCCAUGCGACUGAUGAUGACGAUCACUCUGAAGGCCACACAGUUGGCUCUGGCCGAAGCCAGGCGAGAGGCAGUGUUACAUACCUUAACGAAAGCCUGUCACCCUCUGUGCCGAGCACUAAACGUGCAAUAUACGAUUCUAUCGGAGGUGUUUUUGAGCAACACGGCGACAGCGACAAAGAAGAAGCAUAUGAAAAAGUUAACACUGAUCUUCUUAACGAGAUUAGAGCAGACUCAGAAGAGCGGGAAAAGGCAAAUGACAGGCCAGCGUGUGAAGAGCUUGAGGCGCAUGUUUGCGCGGACUAAGACACUGGCCUGCGGACUAGACCGGUGGUGGUAUCAAACAAAGCUUGUUACUGGCUAACUCUGCACUCUGGUAACGACUUUGUCUCGUUCUUGUCGACAGUAAAGUGAAUUCUUCCAUAUUCUUUCCUAGAUGUUGCAAGUCACUUUAAAACUGUGCAGUUGUGCACAGUAUUAAAGGGAGUUCGCUACAGCCUCCAUCUUUGCAACAAAGAUUGGCGAUCACUUUUCACCAUACUGGAAAAAUGAAUAAUAGAACCGUCAUUAUCAAUUACCCUUCACUCUUUUUUUGCCCGAUAUUUUCUUUAUUUACCUGCAGACAUUCUAGAUGGCAUAGCCACCUGUUUGUGCUGCGACUAUAAAUCAAAGUAUGGCACAUCGAUUCAAACUGUUUGCGUUAUUUUUUCGCGCUUCUUCUUUCUUUUCCAUUGCCCGAGUUCUCACCAGACUAGUCUCGGUGUGUGAUUUUGCAUGGCAGCUUAGAUUCCACUUCUCCAUCUUGCCCCCCCCCCCCCCU
This is a messenger RNA of Sycon ciliatum, 4255 nucleotides long. RefSeq lists its product as uncharacterized. The coding region runs from base 1 to 3741 and encodes 1246 amino acids. The transcript has 4 exons. Lineage: Eukaryota; Metazoa; Porifera; Calcarea; Leucosolenida; Sycettidae. The record is from RefSeq and is a predicted model, not a curated record.